Molecule: messenger RNA, 1335 nt
Organism: Morus notabilis
Lineage: Eukaryota; Viridiplantae; Streptophyta; Magnoliopsida; Rosales; Moraceae
Product: importin subunit alpha-1a
Exons: 10
Coding region: 100-1335 (411 amino acids)
Biological process (GO): NLS-bearing protein import into nucleus
Cellular component (GO): nucleus
Molecular function (GO): protein binding; nuclear import signal receptor activity
Source: RefSeq, a predicted model, not a curated record
ACCCUCCUCUCUCUCUCUCUCUCCUUCUCUCUCUCUGCCCAAAAACCCUCGCUUUCUCUCUCUAGGGUUUCGAAUUCAGCUCAUCAGGUUUCGGAAACGAUGUCGUUGAGGCCGAGCGCGAGGACCGAGGUCCGCCGGAACCGGUACAAGGUCGCCGUCGACGCCGAGGAGGGCCGGCGCCGUCGCGAGGACCACAUGGUGGAGAUCAGGAAGAGCCGCAGAGAGGAGAGCCUCCAGAAGAAGCGCCGCGAGGGACUUCAGCCCCAGCAAUUGCCCGCUUCUGUCCCCACCUCCGCCUUGGAGAAGAAGCUAGAGCAUCUACCGUCCAUGGUAGCGGGUGUUUGGUCUGAUGAUAGUGCUCUGCAGCUGGAGGCAACCACUCAGUUUAGGAAGCUGCUUUCAAUUGAAAGAAGUCCUCCGAUUGAGGAGGUCAUACAAUCUGGAGUUGUCCCUCGAUUUGUUGAGUUUCUGAUGAGAGAGGAUUUCCCUCAGCUUCAGUUUGAGGCAGCUUGGGCUCUCACAAACAUUGCUUCUGGGACUUCUGAGAACACAAAGGUGGUAAUUGACCAUGGAGCUGUGCCCAUAUUUGUUAAACUUCUUGGCUCUCCGAGUGAUGAUGUCCGUGAGCAGGCUGUUUGGGCCUUAGGAAAUGUUGCUGGUGAUUCUCCCAGAUGUCGUGAUCUUGUGCUCACUAGUGGGGCCUUGGUUCCCUUGCUGGCACAAUUAAAUGAGCAUGCCAAACUCUCUAUGCUAAGAAAUGCGACAUGGACACUUUCAAACUUCUGCAGGGGCAAGCCACAACCUUCUUUUGAACAGGUUAAGCCUGCACUUCCAGCUCUUGCACGCCUUAUUCAUUCAAAUGAUGAAGAAGUUUUGACAGAUGCAUGUUGGGCACUUUCUUACCUUUCUGAUGGAACAAAUGAUAAAAUUCAAGCAGUUAUUGAAUCAGGAGUAUGCCCUCGGCUUGUUGAGCUUUUACUCCAUCCAUCUCCUUCAGUACUAAUUCCUGCUCUUCGUACUGUUGGAAAUAUUGUCACUGGAGAUGAUUUGCAAACGCAGGUCAUCAUUCAGCAUCAAGCUUUACCUUGUUUGCUGAAUUUAUUGAAUACCAAUCAUAAGAAGAGCAUCAAGAAAGAAGCAUGCUGGACGAUAUCGAAUAUCACAGCGGGAAACAAGGACCAGAUUCAGGCUGUCAUUGAGGCUAAUAUAAUUGGCCCCCUUGUUAAUCUGCUUCAAAAUGCUGAGUUUGAUAUUUCCUGUCCGUUUUUAUGGGAUCUUAUUUCUUUUUAUGCAUUGUGUGCACUUGCUGAUGUAGAUCGGGACGAGAUUUUGUGA